Molecule: messenger RNA, 517 nt
Organism: Gekko japonicus
Lineage: Eukaryota; Metazoa; Chordata; Lepidosauria; Squamata; Gekkonidae
Gene: CCDC30
Product: coiled-coil domain containing 30
Exons: 3
Coding region: 136-435 (99 amino acids)
Source: RefSeq, a predicted model, not a curated record
CACACCCUGCAGCUGAGAAGUCACGUUGGCGCCCUGGAGCGUGCCCUGCGGAACAUUCACAACCACAGCUUAGAAGUAAGAACAUCCGGUUCAAGUCUUGUCUGUGACGGGACCCCACUCCCACCCUCCACCGGCAUGCCUCCUCUCACGCUGCUCGGGGAACUGAGGAGCGUCGGCUUCCCUGAAUGCCAGCUGCAAAGCAAAGUGCUGCCCCUUCCCAGCAUAAGCUUCUCUCCAAAGGGCCUGUCGGACACGUUCAGCCUCCUGAAAGCCAUUCAGGGUGUCAGACCUGAGGACUCAGCAGAGAGCUCUCCACUCUCCCCUUUGCCUUCCCAACCUUUGGAGAUUGGUUACCUGAAUGUGGCCUCUCCGGGAGAUACCACAGACUGCCACAAGAAGGAACAGGAGCAUUCCUCCUGCUCUGAUGAUGUCUAAGGCAGGGGUGUCAAACAUAUGACGUGCGGACUGGAACCGGCCUGUCCAGAGCUCUUAUCCGGCCCACAACCAACCGAUUACC